AAAAAACCGCGACUCGUCUUUACCGACAUACAGAGGCGGACUCUAGUGGCGAUUUUUCGCGAGACCAAGAGACCAAAUAAGGACAUGCAGAAUACAAUAGCCGAACAGCUCGGCUUGAAACCGUCGACCGUCGCGAAUUUUUUCAUGAACGCCCGUAGACGGUCUCUAGACAAAUAC
Helobdella robusta is the source of this 177-nucleotide messenger RNA. RefSeq lists its product as hypothetical. Lineage: Eukaryota; Metazoa; Annelida; Clitellata; Rhynchobdellida; Glossiphoniidae. Gene Ontology annotation, biological process: regulation of transcription by RNA polymerase II. The annotation marks the transcript as partial. Gene Ontology annotation, cellular component: nucleus. The record is from RefSeq and is a predicted model, not a curated record. Gene Ontology annotation, molecular function: RNA polymerase II cis-regulatory region sequence-specific DNA binding; DNA-binding transcription factor activity, RNA polymerase II-specific. The transcript has a single exon.